Anopheles coluzzii is the source of this 4338-nucleotide messenger RNA. RefSeq lists its product as uncharacterized. Gene Ontology annotation, molecular function: protein-macromolecule adaptor activity. The transcript is spliced from 5 exons. Gene Ontology annotation, cellular component: endoplasmic reticulum; membrane. The record is from RefSeq and is a predicted model, not a curated record. Bases 1962 to 2459 code for a protein of 165 amino acids. Lineage: Eukaryota; Metazoa; Arthropoda; Insecta; Diptera; Culicidae.
AGCUAUAAAGUACGAGCUGGCUAUUUGGGAGUUUAUUUUAAUGGGAACAUCAUGUUCUUUUUCACUCGUUAGCGUUAUCUGGCGCUUUGCGGUCUUGGCCUGUCUCAGGAGUUUCCGAAAUCGCUCACGGUCUCGCGCCUUCGUCUGCCAGUCCGUUAUCGCAGCCUUAAUGGCGAACUCCUCCUCGCCAUCUUGCUACCUCAAUUUGAACCUACCACACCUCCUCUGUCCUUAUGGACGGCCUAAAAAAGACUUUACGGACUAGGUCGUCCGUUUCCAUGCGUACAACAUGGCCAGCCCACCGGAGCCUGGCAAGCUUUAAUCUCAGGUACAGCCUGUAUAGUUUGUUCCAAGUUCCCUUCACCCAAGACGUAAUAUAAUAAAAUCCGUGCUAAGCCGAGGGUGCGUGUUUUGUCUGCCCCCAUAUAUUUAUUUGUUUGAUUAUUUGUUUCUUUAUAUUCAAUUGUCCGCUCAAAUUAGACUGAACAAUUUGUUUUUAAAUCCUAAAUCUAUAUUAUUUUAAUCUAUCCUUGCCUGAUGCAUAGACCGCCCAUUAAAACGGUUAAUACUGAAAUGACAAUUAUACACAAGAAUAACGAACACAAUGACAACUAUUGAUUUACGGUGUGAAGACAUCUACUUAACUUAACAGAAGAAAUAUUGAAAUCGAACAGGUGCUUCAUUGAAAUUGCUGAUCGCUCUUAAAAGUGGGUCAUUCUCUCAUUAAUACGGAAAAAACACUGAAAUGACAAUUAUACACAAUAAUAACGAACACAAUGUCAACUAUUGAUUUAGGGUGUGAAGACAUCUACGGAACUGAACAGAAGAAAUAUUGAAAUCGAACAGGUGCUUCAUUGAAAUUACUGAUCGUUCUUAAAAGUGGGUCAUUCUGUCCAUGACAAGUGCGACGGAUCAAGAGCUACAGGGGAGGGCGUAUCCGCAGACGACGUGACGGAACAUAAAAAUUGAGACAGUUCAGCAAAUAAGGAGAUUCGAUCAUAUUGUACAGAAUAUUAGCGAUAAACAUUGUCUUCGCCGGAAUGAAGCGCACAUUCAGCUUUUCUCAUUGCAACAACUGACAUCGUGUUUCAUUGUCAGGAACUGUUGUAUUUGAUGAUGCCCUAAAUGCCUUGUUGAGUGCGAUACGAGUGAAUCAUUUUGUACUUUCUCAAUUCUCUCCUUGUCUUUGCUACCCGUUGGGGCCCAUAUUAUGCAAGCGUACUCUAAAAUCGAUCACACCCAGUAACAGUACAAAACCUUUAAACACCCCGGAUCAUCAAAAUCACGGAAUAAACGUAACACUAUACCGAGAGCUUGUCUAGCCUUUCUAAUAGUAGUAUUGAUAUGAACUUUAAAUGUUAAUGAUUCAUCCAUCCAUACGCCAAGAUCUUUCACUACAUGCACUUGCUGAAUAGGAAUAUCGCCGAGUGUGUAGGCGGCUGCAAUCCUGUUACAAGGGUGACCAAAAGAGAUAACACUGCAUUUAUCAAUACAGAGUUCUAGCCCUCUUGCGGUACACCAUGAUGAGAAUUUAUUAAGAUGAUCUUGAAGAGUGGAAGCAUCGGAUAAUGGAAGCAUAAUGGAGAUAGAAAUAUAGCUGAAGAGUGUCCUCAACGAUGCGUGAAAAAAGUUUUCCUAUAAGUGGUCUAAGAAACUGUCCAGGGUGCCGCAAAAUCUGAUAAUAGGUGAAAUAUGAGGUGUCCGACUUUACGUGAUCGCCACUGUAGAAUCAAUACCGAACAAGUAAAAAACUGCAGGCAAAAGUAGUAACCAAUGAUCAUCCAAAUAAAUUUGUAAAAUCGUUUCUCCAGCAAUUGAAGCCCCCGAAAAACUAGAAAGUACCUGCCUAGCUAUCGGGCCAUACAACGACAGUACCACGGCCAUAAUAACCAACUUCAAUCAUUUAAUGAUCGAAAACUACGUUUCCAUUUAAUCUAAUCGAAAAUCGAAAUACAUACAUAAUGGAACGGAAGCUAUUAUAUGCAUUUCGCGGAUGGAUUGCCUUUGUGGCCUUCAUGGAUUUAGGUACAGCCUUCCGGUGUUACAUAGAGCGACGGAGUUUUCUAGGAGAUCAUUCUGAAACGCAGUUUAUAGAAGGAGACUACACAAUUUCUAGGAUACUGGGAAUAUAUUGUAUAUUAAAAGCAGUCGCAUUAGUUCAUUGUACGCUGUACAUACAUUACAAACCAGUUGUUAGCAUGGGAGGCUGCUCAUUAGCAAUUACAAUGAUGCUAUACAUAACGGAGGCCUUGUAUUUCCGCUCAACUACGUUAAACUUCUACGUUAUAUUUCCUUGCGUUUUGAAUUCGAUAACACUUAUAGGUCUAUUAUAUAUUCCACGUAAAUUGCGACUCUGGGAGCAUCGAAUUGCUUCCGAAAAUGAUGACGAAAAUUCGCAACUGUUGAAGCAAAUGGGAGGAUUCAAAAAAAGACGAGCGCAUAAAAAUAAAACACCAUGAACAGUGUGAAUAGCAUAAUGUGAGGUCUUUUUCUAUUAUCGUUAUUUUCAAACAGUAUCCCAACCCACCUGUUCUUAUAUAUUUUGGCACCCUCAAGACUUGUUUUCAUGAGUAAGAGUCGACUAUGUUGUAUUACAAAAGUACGGUAAUCCCAACGACCCAACAGAUAACCAUAUCGAUGGUAUAAUCAUUAAAAAAUUCUCACAAUUUUGCACGAUUCAAUAUGUUUUCAAACAAUUAUUUAAAACACAAAUAAACAGCCUCACAAUCUUGCCUAUACUUGACAAAAUUACAUUUCUAUUUCCGAAGAGUGUCCAUAUCAAUUUUACUCGAACCUUUUUUCCUUCUUCGAAAAGCCAUAUGUAAGAAAUUCAUACGCCUUGUGCACCAAUUGCAACAUGCUAUAUAUUUCAUGGUAGCUAACACAAGAAAUCAAAUCUUCGCAAUGAUAGAAGGAAUAGAAUACAAGUAACCAUUUCAUAAUAAUUUUCUACGCCUUCCUACUAUUGGGUAAAAAGGAAAAGAAAGAUAUUUCAUAUAUGACGAUUUGCUAACACCACGAAACAAUUAAAAUGAAGGCUUGAUGACAAUGUUUAUUCAAGAAAAUUCAGGGGUAUUAAAUUAGUAGAAGCAGAUGGACUUUACAACAACACAUUGUGAAUGCAACUAAGCUUUAAACAUUUAUAACACGAAUUCUAACGCAUGUCACGUGCCGUAAAUAAUAGUAUCACAUAAUUUAGGGUAAAAGAAAAGAUUACCCCUUGGUUGCCUUACUAAGCGCCUCAAAAUAUGUAAUUUAAUUAUUUAUCACAUUGGUUUGGCUAGUUCAGUGUAAACGUUCAUUGAAAAAGUGAAAAACAAUUGUUGGAAUUACUCAUUAAAUUCGAUUUUCCAAACAUUUAACAAGAAUAGCAACAAGUAAAGUUUUUAAGCACUCCAGUUCCUAACUCCGAUCCAGUAUUGAAUCAGCCAAGGGGUAAAAUUUACCUUAAUCGAAUAUUUUGUUCGUCGUCUAGCUUUCAACGAAGAAAGUAAAAAAAAAACUAUUUGACACCCUGAUACCACAAACGUGUGAUGAAUGAUUUUAAGUUAUUGGUGCAUCCGGUGAGUGUUAUUACUAGCAUGAAAUCAACUUAAAUCAGCAAACUAGUUCGUGAUAGCAACACAAAGUAGACUGCAGAAAUUGCUACCAAGACUACUUCGCUUAAUUGAACAUUACAAAACGACCAGUUACUCUAAGAAUUGCACUUAGAACCUCUCUGCCAACAACUCUUGCUAAACUUGUAAACAGAACAAUGUAAAUAAUUUUCUACAUUGCCAAAGCUUACAUCUUACAGAUGGUGUUGUCUUAUUAUGCACAACUUUAUGCAAAUUGUACAUUUUGAAUCAAUUCUACAGCAAAUGAAUCUUAAUGACACCAUCGGUGUAUUUUUGCCUAGAAUCUAAUAAAAAGAACAUAGACCUUUAAAAUGCAUUAGUCAACAUUUAUAUUAUUAAGUAGUAUAUUACCACAUUUCAAUCCACAUAAUUACCGUCAAUGAUUAUUGACAAUCGGACCACCAGCAGAGUUGUUUUUACCUGUAGUCAAAUAUCAAUCUCACAAGAUUCACUGGUAUGCGUUUAAUUCUACAAUGCAUAUAAUUCUUAUUAAACAAAAUAUAUGUUAUACUAUAGACGCAAAAACUUGUUAUAGGUCAUAUCGGAUUCUGACUAAGAGUGAAUAAAUUACAAGCAAUAAAAGCGUACAACUACGCCAAACAAACAAAUUUUAUAAAGUAAAUCUCGACAUCAAGUGAACCUAAUGGAAAACGGCAAUAGAAAUAAAAAGGAAAUAAAACAUGCAUCAUACAAAAUAAAUAUAUUGUGCAUUUUUUAGCUA